Molecule: messenger RNA, 1071 nt
Organism: Colletotrichum aenigma
Lineage: Eukaryota; Fungi; Ascomycota; Sordariomycetes; Glomerellales; Glomerellaceae
Exons: 5
Coding region: 1-1071 (356 amino acids)
Source: RefSeq, a predicted model, not a curated record
AUGGCUCACCCCAACUUCAAAAAAACGCAUGACGUGCAAUCCUUUGCAAAGCUCUACCAAGAAAAGGAGCGUAAACAGAAGGAGCGCAGACGACAGAAAUGUCAACGCCAGCUCGAGGAGCCGCAAAAGCACCAGCAAACAUCAGCGAACUUGUCCACGGUGCUCGCAACACCACUCGAGCAAGAUGUCGGAGCUCUCAUUUUGACAGAGACUCAGGCUUCAGGCUACACAUCAGGUGGUCUUGCCAACUCUUUUUCUGGUAUUGACAACCUCGAAUUCAACUUUAUUGAGGUCUUCGACACAGCUGAGUUAUAUAACAGCGAUACUCUGGGUGACAUUGCACACACGACCGAGCCUUUUGCCCCGAUCUCCGACAUCGGUGGUGUCACAGCGGAAAUUACGAAACCCAUCUUGCCAGAUGAGAUCAAGUCUUCGGAAUCCUGGUCGACUUACACUCCUGUACUAGCCCAGCCUCCCACAGAACCGAGUUCGCAAGAAGUGGCAACUGCCUCUUCACGAAGCGAACACCCCCUGGCUCCUGACCUGGUCAGACGUUCAACUGAGCAACUUCACCUAACAAGUUGUCUUGGCGACAUGAACACAGAUAUUGCUGGAUCAAAAGAGAGGAGCGAGAGCAGCGACACUAGGGAAAGCUGUGGUAAUAACGGCUCAGCCAAAGAUGAUUACGGCAGCUCUUAUGAUAACGACACCAAGACAUACAUCCCGCCCGACCAGCACUCGGAUCGUCAGCACGCCAGCGACACCGACACGAUGAUCGCCCACAGCAGGACGCCAAGCACGAGCGCCGUCUACAGGCCGAUCAUCGUUAUCGCCCAGCUGCUGGCCAACUUCGCCGCGGCAAUCCCCAUCGAGAACCUCCUCGAGCUCAUCAAGCGCGCCCCCAGCCCGGGCGUCGUGAUACAAAAGUGCGCCAAGCCCCGCGUCUUCGCCGAUGCCCUCUACGGCUGCAUCUACAACCAGCGCGCCGGCGCCAAGAAGGCCUGCGACUCGGGCCACCAGAUCGCCUCGCACAACUGGACGCAACCACAGAACUUCGGCAGCAUUAGCUAG